AUGACCACCUCAAGAAAUGCAACUCCUGCACAGAUAUUCCCUGGGAAGGGUAUCGGGUUCCUAACUCUUGGUGCCUCUCUUCAUAACACCUUAACUCGCCUCAAAGCCAACCCCCAUACGUACCCUUCUAUCGACUUGUCCUACUCUUCGUCCAACCCUAUCCACGCCCCGGUUCUUAUAACCCUCCCGGAGAAUGGCCUACGACUGCGGUUUGAUGGUCCAGACCAAAGACUUCGUUUGAUCGAAGUGUUGGAUUUUACCAAGAUUUCUCUUACGUACAAGUCUCAUGACGUUCUCAAAUCUACCAGGUCCACAGAUCAGUCACCGCAGCAGGGCCCCAGUUUUCGUCAUAUCUAUAAUCGCAUGUUUGGCCCAUCCUAUCCGGGGGAGUUCGUCCCUAGUUCAUCCGGCUCAUUGCACGGCACUUACGUUCUCUCCUAUCCCGGGGUUGCCUUUUCGUUUCCCUUGCUACAGUCUGCGUGGUCUGAACAAUGCGACUUUGUUUCCCUCAUGUCCUCGUCGGCCGCAUCUUCUGCUACGUCAAUGGCUGUCUUCCAAGGCUCGUCUUGGGUGGAUGGCCGUUCGAAUUUGUACACACGACAGCCCCAAUACCCUAGAUCAACCGCCCUCGCUGGGAAAAAUCGAGAGUCCGUGGCUGAUGAAAUAGAGGAAGUGAAGGUACAUGGCGCAGGUAGAGUUGAAUUUCUUCGCAGGGCAGGGCCGUCGUUUUAUAUUACACUAUCCGAGACGACUCCACAAGAUCUUGUAGCAGAGUUUGGUCCUCCAGAUGCGAUAUACCGAAAGAACGAUAGACGAAUAUCAAUCCAUGGGGCCCAGUCACUUGGUAACGCGAAUCUCCGACACACAAGCCCUUCCUUUCCUGGUUGCGCUGCUGACCCCACAGACAUAGACCCGUUGUCUGAAACCAGUGUGACAGAUGAAUCAGAUGGCGAGAAUUCCCCCACCUUCCAACGAGAUUGUGCUUCGCUAGCAACCGAGUGUUUCUAUAACUACUUCGAUCACGGAUUCGAUGCUUUUAUCUCCCGUCCAACUGUUUCUGGUCCACCUUUCCCAGCUUCAUCGCAUCUUGAGGCCUCAGCUAUUUCCUCAGGCCCGCAGCUAACCGUCACGAAGUUACUUUUACACGGGAAUGUGCCAGGGUCUUACCCAUUCAAUCGCCAUCGACGUAGCCGAUGGAGCUUGAACAUGACUUCCAGCAGGGAGCCUCUAACUUCAGAAACCCCAUAUGAUCAGAUAUCAAAUGAGUUGAAACGAAUCUGGAAGGGUUCUUACUCAAGCCCAUCUGAAGAAAUGGCUCUUCAAAGGGGAAUGGUCCUCAACCGUGGAUGGGGUGACAGCCCUGGAAGUAGCGUUGAGCUUCUUGGUGGUUGGGAAGACAACACAGCUAACAAACAUUUGACAGGCUCAGAAACUGACGGGGGUCAAACUCUGGGGAAUACUGAGUUGUUUGGUUUUCCUGGCUUAGUUUUUGAGGUUCUCAAGAACGGAGCCAUCAGUUGCUUAACGGUUUAUUAA
Messenger RNA from Paracoccidioides lutzii Pb01, 1536 nucleotides. RefSeq lists its product as hypothetical. The record is from RefSeq and is a predicted model, not a curated record. Gene Ontology annotation, cellular component: trans-Golgi network. Bases 1 to 1536 code for a protein of 511 amino acids. The transcript has 2 exons. Gene Ontology annotation, biological process: Golgi to plasma membrane protein transport.